AUGGCAAAACUGACCGGUUUUGUUUACAUGCUACUGCUGUUGGCUGCCCAGCCGCUGGUUGCACAGUGUCAGUUGUUGGAGAUUGCGGGUGCUGUAGGUGGGGCUGCAAUUGUGGCUGUGGGAGCUCCAGUAAUUCUUGGCGCUGCUGGAUUUGGUGCUGGUGGUAUCGCUGCCGGUUCACUGGGUGCCAAACUGAUGUCUGCUGCGUACACAGCCAAGUUGGGCGUGGGCGUAGUUUCUGCUCUGCAGUCUGCAGGGGCAGCGGGACUUGGAGUCUUUUCAUAUUUUGCAGGUGCUGCAGCAGGGGCCGGAGCGGGCCAUUAUGCCGGCAGCUACGCCGGCGGAAAUAAAGAUGAGAGGGGAAAAUGCUGA
Messenger RNA from Candidula unifasciata, 372 nucleotides. The record is from the annotation of a GenBank genome assembly. NCBI's taxonomy places the organism in Eukaryota, Metazoa, Mollusca, Gastropoda, Stylommatophora, Geomitridae.